This is a messenger RNA of Gracilinanus agilis (Agile Gracile Mouse Opossum), 1176 nucleotides long. RefSeq names its product inactive pancreatic lipase-related protein 1-like. Gene Ontology annotation, molecular function: triacylglycerol lipase activity; protein binding. The record is from RefSeq and is a predicted model, not a curated record. The transcript is spliced from 10 exons. The coding region runs from base 1 to 1176 and encodes 391 amino acids. Gene Ontology annotation, biological process: lipid metabolic process. Lineage: Eukaryota; Metazoa; Chordata; Mammalia; Didelphimorphia; Didelphidae.
AUGUUGGGGAUUUGGACACUCACUCUUCUUUUCCUGGGCACAGUCAGAGGAAAAGAAGUCUGCUAUUCAGAUCUUGGAUGCUUUCCAGAUGAUGAGCCUUGGGGUGGAACAGUAGUAAGGCCACUUAAGGUUUUACCCUGGAGUCCAGAAAAAAUCAACACCCGCUUUUUGCUCUACACAAAUGAAAAUCCAAACACCUUUCAAUUACUCAACCCAUCAGAACCAUCCACCAUUGAGUAUUCAAAUUUCAAAACAGACAGGAAGACUCGUUUCAUCAUCCAUGGCUACAUAGACAAAGGAGAAGAGAGUUGGCUGUUGGAUAUGUGCAAGAAUAUGUUUGAAGUGGAAGAGGUGAACUGCAUCUGUGUAGACUGGAAAAGUGGCUCACAAACUACUUAUACCCAGGCUGCAAACAACAUCCGGGUUGUAGGAGCUGAAGUUGCUAAUUUAAUUAAAGUUCUUUCAACCGAAUAUCAAUAUCCACCUUCCAAAAUCCACAUCAUUGGCCACAGUGUGGGAGCUCAUGCAGCUGGAGAGGCUGGACGAAGGACACCUGGUUUGAGUAGAAUUACAGGGUUGGAUCCUGCAGAGUCUUCUUUUGAAGGUGCUCCAGAGGAAGUUCGACUGGAUCCCACUGAUGCACAGUUUGUUGAUGUGAUUCAUACUGAUUCAGCUCCUUUGAUCCCUAAUCUCGGUUUUGGAACAACUCAAUCAGUUGGUCAUCUUGAUUUCUUUCCAAAUGGAGGAAAAGAAAUGCCUGGGUGUAAGAAGAACAUCCUUUCACAGAUUGUGGAUAUAGAUGGCAUUUGGUCUGGAACUCGGGACUUUGUGGCUUGUAAUCACUUGAGGAGCUACAAAUACUACACUGAUAGCAUUCUGCAUCCUGAUGGUUUCACUGCAUUCCCCUGUGUUUCCUAUAAAGCUUUUAACUCUCACAAGUGCUUCCCCUGUCCAGCUGAAGGUUGCCCACAGAUGGGUCACUAUGCUGAUAAAUUCGCCGGGAAAACAACUCCAGGGGAACAAAAAUUCUUUCUGAACACUGGAGAUGCAAGUGACUUUGCUCGAUGGAGAUACAAGGUUUCUGUCACGCUGUCUGGAAGAACAGUCACUGGCCAGGUAAAAGUUGCUCUGUAUGGAAGUAAUGGAAACACCAAGCAAUACAACAUCUUUACGUAA